ACAUUAUUUUAGCCAAGGUCAAGUAAAAGACCCGCAUCUGAACCAGACACCAGAUACUCAAGCUUGAUACUGUUGUUUUUGUGACCCUAAUGUGACUGAAGAGGAUUAUAUAGUGAUGGGUGGUAGUCCAAGUUAAGGCCCUGGUAAACCAUGGCCCUUCUACACAUUUUUAUAUUUGGAUUAUGUUUUGUCCUCAGUUUGACAGAAAAUCCCACUUGUCUGCUAGAUGAUCCGACGGGAACUUGCUCAGAUUUCACGACGACGAACGACCCGAUCGUAACGACGGCCGACUCCUGCGCGGCUCCCCUUAACAGUAACAGGAAAAUCACGAUAAAGCCGUGCGGUCGGGAAGGUAUAUCAUACGACGACUGUUACCAAGCUGGGUGCUGCUAUCAGAACUCAAAGUGCCAUCUACCGCUCACUGAGGAGAGAGUGGACUAUUUGUUUUUUAAAGAGAAGAUGCGGCACAGAGAAGCUUAUAGGGCUUGUCGUAAAUCAGGAUGGUAUAAGCUGCCGUGUAUAGUGGACGAUUUUCACUUCAACAGAGCGAGAUCCAGGUCAUGUGGCAACAUAUGGCUUGGAGGAUCAUACGCUGACAGCGAGUUUGCUACUCAAGUACCGUUAUACAAAGAGAAAUCUGAAGAUUGUUCUUCAAAGAUCGGCGUUAGCUGCAAGCUAUAUCCCCAGGGCUACGCUCUUGCCCUGGAGUUUUCUACCAACAAUUCCUUUUUCCUGUCUAUAGCUGAUAACUCAGAGACCAGACCUGUUCUUUGCAUCAAAGAAGAGUGGCGACCCCACAUUAGGACGUACCCUGACAAUGUCUCAUCAGAAAAAAAUAGCAACGUCAUGCUUUGUGGUUUGAUCUUCAGUGGCGAUGUUACCGCACAAAAACUAUAUGUUAAGUGGAACUUGUUCCACCCCAACGGAACAAAAACCAGAUUAAAAGUCAAAAAGUACGUGACACAACUAUCAGCUCAGUACUACGGUGACUCAAUUAGAGCUGAGGCUCCUGGAAAAUACGUAUGUUCCUUCACCUUCCUCGAUAACGAGAGAGAGUCUGCAGAGAGAACAGCAUGGGCCUACCACUACACUGAUCUAAGCUGUGACUUAUCAGUGGACGGGGAGAUCUAUUCCGAUGAGAAUGUUCUAGAAAUUCAGAACGAAUACAACAAUGACAUUGUUAUCAGCCUCAUCUGUUCAGGAUACCCACUCCCUGAUAUUACAUGGACUAUUGAUGUUGUAAGUGGACAGGAUUCAGAACCAGAGCCCACUGACGAGAGACGUGGAGAGAGCCUCACGAUUACCAAGUUUGCAGCAAAGGAACCUCAAUUUGAAGACGUGACCUACACGAUAGGCAUCAAAUCCAAAUCAGACAUCACCACCCUUCCAGACAGAACCAUCAGAAUAACCAAACUUCCCAUACCCACGGAGUGCUCCGUCUCCUUGGUCAAGGGAGUCGAGGAGGAAAUCUUCCAUAUUCCCCAACGAUCUGUUCAGAGACCCGUUGAUGUCGGGGGAUCUUGUUAUGUGGCAUUCCAGUGCUUUGGUUAUCCAAAACCUAAUGUGACAGUUAUAAAAACAACGAAAACUGGAAACCACACAGAGGAACAGAACCUGACUCAAGACAUAAGAGACCUUAUUUUCGAAUCCUUCAUUGAUAACUUUGCAGCAGAGGUGCCACGAUCAGAAGACUACAGUACAAGCCUGACCAUGUCGGUAACACCACCAGAACAAGAAUCUUACUCUUUCACCCUGGAAAUCUCCAAGACAAAGGUCCCUACUUCAUGCUCUUUUCAGCUUAUUGAAAAUGGAACUGUUCUUGAAGAUCAUUCAGCUCUAAAAAUACGAGAUUUUCACCAAGUUAAUAUAUCCUCCUUCGCUGAUCAAAACUUUGAGCUGGACGUGAAUUGCACUGGUUUCCCUGCCCCUGAGUUAACUGCCGCCAUACUCACGAAAAAAGAAGACAGUGAUCCGUCAGAGCAAACACUUGCACCGUCAAUGGAACAUCUUAGCUGGAGACUAAACAGUUUUGCCAGCGAGGCAUCAGUAGCUCAGGACUACACCCUUACCCUGAACUUGACCACUCAAUCAGGCGACCACCCUCCAGUUAACAUGCUCCUGACACUAGUGAAGACUAUCAUCAUGUUCGAUAUGGAUAUUCCUCCUGCUGUGAUGAAGAUAGAGGCUGCAGAGGCUUCUGUUUCAGAUGAAGGAGAUUUACAGGCUGCGGUUGGAAAGGUCACUCUUCCCUGCAAAGGAGCGAGUGGGCCCAGUUUCCCAAACCCUGUUGCUUUCUGGGAGCUCAACGACGAGCGUUUAAACCUUGAUACAGAGAUGGGUCAGCAUAUUCGAUAUAAACACCCGGACAAGUCGGAUAUUGAUUCCACGAUUGUCAUCACGACAAAGUCGUCUAUAAUAGCUGGAGCCUACAGAUGUGUGAUCCUGAUUGACAACAAGUUUACUGAUAACUACACAACAGAGCUGCUGGUUGACUUACCCCCAAUCCCGCCUAGCCCGACUCUCAUUAUUGAUAUCGAGGGUACGGAUAGAGUGCAGGCUGCUAGCUCCCUGCAGCCUUCUUACCCUUACCUUGGAGAUGUCAGCUUUAUUGGUGUACUCUAUUCUGGUGACACUAUUCUAGACGAGAGUAACGAGACCACCAUAUACGAAGAUCAAAUUCAUGCGACGUUUACAGUGCCUUCAGGAAGUGGGAAGAUACAAAUAGGUUUCAGAGCAAGCAAUGAAUACGGUGACUCAGCAAUAUCACAAAAGUCGCAUGAACUGGAGAUUUUACCUGAUACCCCACGCUCAUCAGUAACCAAGAUUGAGAGAGACGAGCAAAAGGCAGGGAACGCCUCCUCCACCCUUAGUCUUAAGUUUAAUGAAAUACCUGGAGUUGAUGAGUAUGAAGUGAGGUUGUUCAGUGCAGAUGGAACCCUCCAGAAAGUUAUCAAGGAUAUUACUGAAAACGGAAUUACAGUGAACGAGUUGAAGCCGGGGACCGGCUAUUUUAUCGAAGUUAGAGGUGUUAACAUUGUGGACGGGAACAGAGUUUACGGCCCCAACAGUCUAGCUAGCAGCUUCACUACAGCACCUCAUGAGCUGCCAGCACCUUCUAAUCUUCAGGGAACACCGUUGGAAAGUGACGGUAACAAGUCAGCAGUGCUUCUUACCUGGGACACGGCCAAAGUAAGCUCGGAGUUUGUGGACUAUUACCUGAUGAAUAUCAAACGAGCGGGGGAGGACCAAUCAAAGGAUACAGAUAAUCUGACAAGAAAGAAGAGGCAAGCUCUGCAGACCUACCAAGCUGUGAGAAUCCCAUUCGGAGCCCGAGCUAAAGUUAUCAAGAACCUGGAUGGUGGCACACGAUACGAGUUUAUCCUGCAAAGUUACUCGUCUGAUUUCGGGGAAAGCGAGCCAGCGAAGGUGACAGUACAAACUCUAACGGCAGGACCGUGUCCUUACACCAAACCAGAGUUGUACCCUCCUCGGAACUGCCCUCCUAGAGUUUCUCUAGACAGAAAUUAUCUUUACCUCAAGUUCUAUUUCGAUUGCUACAGCGGUAGAGGACUGGAUUUUAUUGGUAAGCAUAGCUCAACACAAAAAGGAGAAUGUGCUGCUUGGACAGAAGAAAAUCUUAAACAGUUCGACUCAAAAAACCUGAACCUUCCAGAAAUAGGGACGAACUACUGUCGUAACAUAAAGAACAGUAUGAAAGACAGCAGAACACAUCACGAUAAACCCUGGUGUUAUCUACCAGACGGUUCCAACGAAACUUGUUCUGUUCGACCUUGCCAGAACAAGGUGAGCGAGACAUGUUACCAAGACGAGGGUCACUCUUUCAGAGGGUUGGGGUACAGCGAGAAGUGCGCUCCUUGGAGGGAGGAGAUUCUCGAGCAGCACCUCAUCUCUCAGUUCCCUGAACAGAUCCUGGGAAGCAGUGCGUGUAGGAACUGGGAGGGGAGCAACAUGACCAGACCCUGGUGCCUGACAACUGAUGGAGCUAAAUCGGAAUGUCCCGUCCCUCCUUGUGGAUCUGGGCUGGUUAGGUUUGAGUCAGGAGAGUCCACCACCUACUACAGCGUCUCGGAGAGAAAGGACUAUGCCUGCAUACCAUUACAAAAUGACAGAGUCAGUGUCGGAGUCAAACAUACCUUCGGGGCAGAGGACUGUCAGUCAGACGAGAUUUACCCGGAGAUCAUCAUACCAGCAGAGAUCACAACAUCAGACAGAUUGUGGGUCAGAUACUUACUAGUAGAGAUCGUCAUAGUCCUGAUAGUAAUGCUUGUUAUUGGAGCACUGAAACUUCGGCUGAGAUUUUUGCCUGAACCAGAGCAGAAAGCCCGUGUGUAUCUUCGUGGUUUUGAACGUGUUGAAUUAGCAGUAACAAUUAAUACUGAUGCUACUCGUUGUAAGUCUGUGGUUAUUUCUACUGUAUCGCAAGCGUAUUAUAGUAAGACGGACUUCAGUGAUGAGUGGUAAAAGUGGAACGAGGAAGGAAACCAGCUCCACCGGAGUUAGCUCCCUCAGAACAGCAAGUAUAAGAGACAGAUAACUUUCUUAUCUCCCUCCGACAUGCUCUAUACUUCUUAUCUGAUAUGAAACUCUAGCUGCGGGCACAGUCAUGAUGCCCAUUGCUCUUGCUUGGUCAAUUUGUCAUGAAUGAUCUCGCAUGAAAAUUUUUGCUCAAUGUACUUGAACUUAGACGAUUUUCAAUUUUCUUAGUAACUUGCUGAUCAUUAUAGUUAAUUUAACCUAAUUUCUUGCUGUUCUGUUGCUAACUGUAAUAUUUUAAGUAUGUUAUUGAAGCUGACUUGAAUUCUCAUGAUACAGUUUCAUAGUAAGGGUACGGAAUGUCGACAAAGAUAGAGUCAACGAGUCUUGCUGUAUGCUUACAAAUUUAUGAUUAUUUUCUACCAUUUCUUACCGAAUGAAUCUUUUUAUUAUGAAUAUCCUGCUGCGUUUAAAAAAUACGUUUUAUUG
This is a messenger RNA of Bolinopsis microptera, 4983 nucleotides long. RefSeq lists its product as uncharacterized. Lineage: Eukaryota; Metazoa; Ctenophora; Tentaculata; Lobata; Bolinopsidae. The record is from RefSeq and is a predicted model, not a curated record. Gene Ontology annotation, molecular function: signaling receptor binding; endopeptidase activity. Bases 151 to 4482 code for a protein of 1443 amino acids. The transcript has 30 exons.